AUGGCGCUGUCGAGGACGGCGUGGAUCGCCGCCGGCCUGCUUGCGCGGCUGCUGAUGAUCGCCGUCCUGGCCAUGACCGUGCAGUCGAGGUUCGCGAACAGAGUCCAUUACGACUUCAAGGCCGCCGGCUACAACAACGAUCUCCAGAGCUACACGAACGUAUACGUCUCCGCCGGCGCCGGCGUCGUCGUGGAUACAGCUUAUUAUUAG
Molecule: messenger RNA, 210 nt
Organism: Miscanthus lutarioriparius
Lineage: Eukaryota; Viridiplantae; Streptophyta; Magnoliopsida; Poales; Poaceae
Source: the annotation of a GenBank genome assembly